This is a messenger RNA of Mizuhopecten yessoensis (Yesso scallop), 2370 nucleotides long. Its product is annotated as vigilin-like. The coding region runs from base 8 to 2365 and encodes 785 amino acids. The record is from RefSeq and is a predicted model, not a curated record. Lineage: Eukaryota; Metazoa; Mollusca; Bivalvia; Pectinida; Pectinidae. Gene Ontology annotation, molecular function: mRNA binding. Gene Ontology annotation, cellular component: cytoplasm; nucleus. Gene Ontology annotation, biological process: regulation of gene expression. The transcript has 2 exons.
UAACAAUAUGUCUGUACUUGUGAACAAUGUCAGAGCAUGUGCUUGCCGAUUUAUUUCUCGAUAUCAAGUGACAACCUUCAGUGCUGUUAGAAAUGCAAACCAAAGUUUACGACACAGUUUAUCGAGGUCAUGUACCUCUCUUACAGAAGGGAAUAAUAGCCAUACUGUAAAGGUGUCCACUGGAAAGGAUUCUAUGGUACAGAAACACAUUGAUUUAUAUUUCAUGGGCAGAGAUGGCACCAACCUAAAAAGACUCAACUUAGAGUGUGAGAUCAAGGUAAGGGAUGGUUUUGUAUCAGUGUCUGGCCCAGAUGCUGAAGUUGUGGAAAAUAUAGCACAAAAAGUAUCCCAGGAAGUUAAAACAAUCAUUAAUCAAAGAGGUCUACCCUUUUUUGAAAAGGUGAUGACAGACGAACAAGUGGAAAUUCAUAAAGAAAUUUGUGCCAACUUCAUUGGAGAAGGAGGAGAGAAUGUCAUGAGACUACGCUUAGAGACAGGGCUCAAUUUUGAAUAUGAAAUACCUUGUGCCGGACAUAUACUCAUUUCAGGAACCAAUGCUGAAGUGGUGAAGAUAGUAACAGAAAAAAUACAACAGGAAGUCCAAAGAAUAAGGAACGAAAACAUUCUACCCUUUUCUGAAAAGGUGGUGACGGAUGAAGAUGAAGCAUUUCAUAGCAUGAUUUGUGCAAUGAUCAUUGGAAAAGAAGGAGAGAACUUAAGAAAACUAUGCUUGGAGACAGGGCUCAAUUUUGAAUUGAAAUCAAAUAGCGUUGGCUACGUACUUGUCUCGGGGACUGAUGCUGAAGUGGUGAAGAAAGCAACAGAAAGAAUACAACAGGAAGUCCAAAGAAUAAGGAACAAAAAAAUUCUUCCCUUUUCUGAAAAGGUGAUGACGGAUGAGGAUGAGGCAUUUCAUAGCCUGAUUCAUGGCUACAUCAUUGGAAAAGGAGGAGAGAACUUAAAAAAACUACGCUUGGAGACAGGGCUCAGUUUUGAUUUGGAAUUAGGUGACAUUGGUCAUGUACUUGUCUCGGGGACUGAUGCUGAAGUGGUGAAGAUAGCAACAGAAAGAAUACAACAGGAAGUCCAAAGAAUAAGGAACGAAAAAAUUCUACCCUUUUCUGAAAAGGUGGUGACGGAUGAGGAUGAGGCAUUUCAUGUCUUUAUAUGUGGCAACAUCAUUGGAAAAGGAGGAGAAAACUUAAGAAAACUACGCUUGGAAACAGGGCUCAAUUUUGAUUUGGAAACAGAUAAUGUUGGUCAUGUACUUGUCUUGGGGGCUGAUGCUGAAGUGGUGAAGAUAGCAACAGAAAGAAUACAACAGGAAGUCCAAAGAAUAAGGAACGAAAAAAUUCUACCCUUUUCUGAAAAGCUGGUGACGGACGAGGAUGAGGCAUUUCAUGACUAUAUAUGUGGCAACAUCAUUGGAAAAGGAGGAGAAAACUUAAGAAAACUACACUUGGAAACAGGGCUCAAUUUUGAUUUGGAAACAGAUAACGUUGGUCAUGUACUUGUCUCGGGGGUUGAUGCUGAAGUGGUGAAGAACGCAACAGAAAGAAUACAACAGGAAGUCCAAAGAAUAAGGAACGAAAAAAUUCUACCCUUUUCUGAAAAGCUGGUGACGGACGAGGAUGAGGCAAUUCAUGACUAUAUAUGUGGCAACAUCAUUGGAAAAGGAGGAGAAAACUUAAACAAACUAUGCUUGGAGACAGGGCUCAAUUUUGGUUUAAAAAUAGAUGAUGUUGGUCAUAUACUUGUCUUGGGGGCUGAUGCUGAAGUGGUGAAGAUAGCAACAGAAAGAAUACAACAGGAAGUCCAAAGAAUAAGGAACGAAAAAAUUCUACCCUUUUCUGAAAAGCUGGUGACGGACGAGGAUGAGGCAAUUCAUGACUAUAUAUGUGGCAACAUCAUUGGAAAAGGAGGAGAAAACUUAAGAAAACUACGCUUGGAAACAGGGCUCAAUUUUGAGUUGGAAACAGAUAAUGUUGGUCAUAUACUUGUCUUGGGGGCUGAUACUGAAGUGGUGAAGAUAGCAACAGAAAAAGUACAACAGGAAGUCCAAAGAAUAAGAAACGAAAAAAUUCUACCCUUUUCUGAAAAGGUGGUGACGGAUGAGGAUGAGGCAUUUCAUGACAUGAUUUGUGCAAUGAUCAUUGGAAAAGGAGGAGAGAACUUAAGAAAACUACGCUUGGAAACAGGGCUCAAUUUUGAUUUGGAAACGGGUAAUAUUGGUCAUAUACUUGUCUUGGGGGCUGAUACUGAAGUUGUGAAGAUAGCAACAGAAAAAGUACAACAGGAAGUCCAAAGAAUAAGAAACGAAAAAAUUCUACCCUUUUCUGAAAAGGUGGUGACGGAUGAGGAUUAGGCAUU